This is a messenger RNA of Erinaceus europaeus (western European hedgehog), 1283 nucleotides long. Its product is annotated as transmembrane epididymal protein 1A-like. NCBI's taxonomy places the organism in Eukaryota, Metazoa, Chordata, Mammalia, Eulipotyphla, Erinaceidae. The transcript has a single exon. The record is from RefSeq and is a predicted model, not a curated record. The coding region runs from base 295 to 1164 and encodes 289 amino acids.
CAGGAAGGAUGUUCCUAAGCCAAAAGGCAGGAGCUGGAAGAAAUGGCUCUGAGAACGUCUAAAACGCAGCAAGGCAGUAUCACUUCAUCUCAGUUAAGAACGCAGUGAUAGGUCAUCUCCCUGAAAGGGACACAAUCUAGGGAGUGGCUCAGGCGUUCCAGGCAGGAAGUGGAGUCUGUCUGGGUGUGGAAGAUGUAGAUCCAGGUCCCAGACAGGAGCACACCACACUCUUGCCUGCCAGGGAGCUCAAGAAGGUGGCUGCUUCCUGCCGGUCCCUUGCCUCAGACUGAGAGAAUGGGUACCUUCGAGGGACACUUGCUUAUAGGGAUACUCUUUGUCAUCUUUGCCCUCUACUAUUCCAUGAUCACAUCCCUGGCACUACUCCGGGGACAGAAGAUUCUCACACCGCCUUGGUCCCUCAGGGAGAAGCAAGGACACAGGUGGUGGCAGCGGCUGCCCGUGAUAGGGACGGCGAAACUGGUCUUCAGUUUGCAGUUCAUCUUGCUUGAGUUCUUCUAUCCCCCAGGAUCGAACCGGCUGAAAUUGAUAGACCUGACGGAUCCCCGGCGGCCAUUCCUGUUCAAGGAAAAUUGGCAGCAUGCCACCAUGUAUGGGUUUUUUGCGCUCAGUGGCUUGGUGGACGUGGUGACCCAAGUGUGCCAGGCCUGGCCCAGCCUGAAGCUGGAGCGGGCAGUCGAGUCGCUGGCCUGCUCUGUGCUGGUGCUGGUCAUGGUCAGCCAUGUGGCCCACAAGGACAUCGUGGAAAUCCACAUUCACCUCCUGUUACUCCUGCCCAUAGCACUGUUGAGCCUGAUGCUGGCUGUGGAGGUAUGGAUGCCCCACCAGCCGGCACUCUGGGUGCUCAAGAGCUGGCUGAUGCUGGUGGUGGGCAGCUGGCUGGUGCAGUUGGGGGUGUUGAUCUAUGUACCACCCACCAGGCAGCCCUGGCGCUCCGACAACCCCACCGACCUGUCCUUCAUUGUGCUCUUCUUCUGCUGGCACCUGGGGUUGGCGGUCAUCCUGCUGGCCACUGUCUAUGGCCUCUGCAGCCUCUGGCUCCGUCACUGCUCCUCCAGGGAGGAUGCCAGGUACCAGCUGUGCCCCAGCAGGGAAGAGCUGGACAAGCUCAGGCCAGAGGCUGAGCUGCUGGACAAAGGGGUGUAGGUGGGCAGUGGCGUGCUCACCGUGUGUGGAGCACUGCACUGUCCCACUGGGACCUGCUGUAUGGCUUUCCCUCCCUGAUGAAUAAACCUGUCUCCUGGACAACUUGUGUCCCCCACUAA